AUGGAGCUGCCCAACUCUCCACCAGUGAAACCGAUCAUGGUUGAGCUGCCCAUGUUUCCACCAGUGAAACCAAUCAUGGUUGAGCUGCCCAACUCUCCACCAGUGAAUCCCAUUGUGAUGGAGCUGCCCAACUCUCCACCAGUGAAUCCCAUUGUGAUGGAGCUGCCUAACUUUCCACCAGUGAAACCCAUCAUGGUUGAGCUGCCCAUGUCUCCACCAGUGAAACCCAUCAUGGUUGAGCUGCCCAUGUCUCCACCAGUGAAGCCCAUCGUGAUGGAGCUGCCUAACUCUCCACCAGUGAAGCCCAUCGUGAUGGAGCUGCCUAACUCUCCACCAGUGAAGCCCAUCGUGAUGGAGCUGCCCAACUCUCCACCAGUGAAGCCCAUCGUGAUGGAGCUGCCUAACUCUCCACCAGUGAAACCCAUCAUGGUUGAGCUGCCCAUGUCUCCACCAGUGAAGCCCAUCGUGAUGGAGCUGCCUAACUCUCCACCAGUGAAGCCCAUCGUGAUGGAGCUGCUUAACUCUCCACCAGUGAAGCCCAUCGUGAUGGAGCUGCCUAACUCUCCACCACCCAUCGUGGUUGAGCUGCCCAUGUUUCCACCAGUGAAACCCAUCAUGGUUGAGCUGCCCAUCUCUCCACCAGUGAAGCCCAUCGUGAUGGAGCUGCCCAACUCUCCACCAGUGAAUCCCAUCGUGAUGGAGCUGCCUAACUCUCCACCAGUGAAGCCCAUCGUGAUGGAGCUGCCUAACUCUCCACCAGUGAAGCCCAUCGUGAUAGAGCUGCCUAACUCUCCACCAGUGAAGCCCAUUGGGAUGGAGCUGCCUAACUCUCCACCACCCAUCGUGGUUGAGCUGCCCAUGUCUCCACCAGUGAAACCCAUCGUGGUUGAGCUGCCCAUCUCUCCACCAGUGAAGCCCAUCGUGAUGGAGCUGCCCAACUCUCCACCAGUGAAUCCCAUCGUGAUGGAGCUGCCUAACUCUCCACCACCCAUCGUGGUUCAGCUGCCCAUCUCUUUACCAGUGAAGCCCAUCGUGAUGGAGCUGCCUAACUCUCCACCAGUGAAGCCCAUCGUGAUGGAGCUGCCCAACUCUCCACCAGUGAAGCCCAUCGUGAUGGAGCUGCCUAACUCUCCACCAGUGAAACCCAUCAUGGUUGAGCUGCCCAUGUCUCCACCAGUGAAGCCCAUCGUGAUGGAGCUGCCUAACUCUCCACCAGUGAAGCCCAUCGUGAUGGAGCUGCUUAACUCUCCACCAGUGAAGCCCAUCGUGAUGGAGCUGCCUAACUCUCCACCACCCAUCGUGGUUGAGCUGCCCAUGUUUCCACCAGUGAAACCCAUCAUGGUUGAGCUGCCCAUCUCUCCACCAGUGAAGCCCAUCGUGAUGGAGCUGCCCAACUCUCCACCAGUGAAUCCCAUCGUGAUGGAGCUGCCUAACUCUCCACCAGUGAAGCCCAUCGUGAUGGAGCUGCCUAACUCUCCACCAGUGAAGCCCAUCGUGAUGGAGCUGCCUAACUCUCCACCAGUGAAGCCCAUUGGGAUGGAGCUGCCUAACUCUCCACCACCCAUCGUGGUUGAGCUGCCCAUGUCUCCACCAGUGAAACCCAUCGUGGUUGAGCUGCCCAUCUCUCCACCAGUGAAGCCCAUCGUGAUGGAGCUGCCCAACUCUCCACCAGUGAAUCCCAUCGUGAUGGAGCUGCCUAACUCUCCACCAGUGAAGCCCAUCGUGAUGGAGCUGCCCAACUCUCCACCAGUGAAGCCCAUCGUGAUGGAGCUGCCUAACUCUCCACCAGUGAAACCCAUCAUGGUUGAGCUGCCCAUGUCUCCACCAGUGAAGCCCAUCGUGAUGGAGCUGCCUAACUCUCCACCAGUGAAGCCCAUCGUGAUGGAGCUGCUUAACUCUCCACCAGUGAAGCCCAUCGUGAUGGAGCUGCCUAACUCUCCACCACCCAUCGUGGUUGAGCUGCCCAUGUUUCCACCAGUGAAACCCAUCAUGGUUGAGCUGCCCAUCUCUCCACCAGUGAAGCCCAUCGUGAUGGAGCUGCCCAACUCUCCACCAGUGAAUCCCAUCGUGAUGGAGCUGCCUAACUCUCCACCAGUGAAGCCCAUCGUGAUGGAGCUGCCUAACUCUCCACCAGUGAAGCCCAUCGUGAUGGAGCUGCCUAACUCUCCACCAGUGAAGCCGAUUGUGAUGGAGCUGCCUAACUCUCCACCAGUGAAACCCAUCAUGAUGAUGGUGGAUGGGACUCUGCUGGGGAUCACAUGUCCACCCCUGGGACUCCCUUCUACAUGGGUUGACUCUUCCACUGGACCUUUUAAGCCCUUUAAAAGGUACUACAUGACUUAA
Messenger RNA from Salvelinus namaycush (lake trout), 2343 nucleotides. RefSeq names its product proline-rich extensin-like protein EPR1. Bases 1 to 2343 code for a protein of 780 amino acids. Lineage: Eukaryota; Metazoa; Chordata; Actinopteri; Salmoniformes; Salmonidae. The record is from RefSeq and is a predicted model, not a curated record. The transcript has 8 exons.